GGGAAAUUUAUAAAGCAUUAAAUUUAGCAAUGAUUUCUGAAAUUGAAAGUGCUAAUAGCAGCACAAGCUCUCCUUCAUAUUCCCCUCAAGCUUCAAAUAUUAUUCCUAGCAUUUCUGAACUCUUCAACAUAGCUAAUCUAAAUAUAAAUAUUUCUGAACUAACCACAUCCCAUAACAAAAGCCAAAUCCAAAUGUCAGUUCAGACUACAAACUCACUUUUAAUGUUACACUUGGCCCAAAUGCAACAAGUUUUUCAACAAAAUGCCGAAAAUACGGCGCUUAUAAGUCAAGCAAUUAUUGCUGAAAAAGCAGCAAUGGCUAAUGAGUUGAUUAGAAUUAGGCAGCUAAAACUAAGAGGGAACGUAGACAUGAAGAAGAUUAAUUUUAAAAUGAAGGAUAAAAAUUUGAAAGCCUAUAAUAAUCCUCUAAGCGAAGGAAAUGACUUCCUAAAUGACGUUAAUAGUAGGAAGGACUUUUUUACACGUUGUGGAAUAACCUGGAAGUAUUUAACUUCAACACAGUCAAUUGGAGAGUUUGACGAACUUCGACGUAGGCAACAGGUAAUUUUUGAAAAUUUUUAUUUAUAA
Molecule: messenger RNA, 587 nt
Organism: Meloidogyne enterolobii
Lineage: Eukaryota; Metazoa; Nematoda; Chromadorea; Rhabditida; Meloidogynidae
Source: the annotation of a GenBank genome assembly